This is a messenger RNA of Planococcus citri (citrus mealybug), 2725 nucleotides long. RefSeq lists its product as uncharacterized. The transcript is spliced from 7 exons. The coding region runs from base 48 to 917 and encodes 289 amino acids. NCBI's taxonomy places the organism in Eukaryota, Metazoa, Arthropoda, Insecta, Hemiptera, Pseudococcidae. The record is from RefSeq and is a predicted model, not a curated record.
UUGAGGGCAAAAUUUUAUAUUGCUGCACUUGCGAUCGUUUCGAAUUCAUGCAUAGUAUUCUUUCAACAAUGUAUUUGACGCGUAAGAUUUUGUUGUGCUUCUGGUUGUUUAACAUCGAUGGUACAUUUUUUUCUAGAGAAAAUUUAGUUUACGCUUUUGAAAACCCAUUGACGCCAGGUCUUGCCAUUCGCAAUGGGAUAAAGACAGCAAUCAUAGCUUCAUCUCAUAUCCUGGGAUCAUGGAGACCACUGACUGUCUUCGCACCCUUGGAGGAAACUUGUUUAGUUAAUCUAACAUCACAGUCACUUGAUAUGCGAAUGGUUACUACUAAAACUGUGGGAACUGUAACAGGAGGUGUUCUUGGCAAAAAUAAUUACGAAGUUGUUAAAGUUUCGUGCUUUUGGAAUACUGGCUCAUUUAAUAAAACUAGUAUGGAGUGUAGAGUAUAUUUUUUCAACUUGAAAUACAACUCGUUUAAAAAUGCUUUAGAUCACGAGGACGGAAUUAUGGUCAUGAAUUAUCCAGUUGUAACUGACGGUGAAUUUCCCAACCCGUUUUUUCAUGGAUUUUCUAAACUAAUUGGAAAAAAACUCAAACGACCCGGAGACUGUUCCAAGGUUCAUAGCGCUUCCACCUACCAAUGGUUCGUGAAUUUCCCAUUCGAAAGUGUUUAUACAAGUUAUAGAGCGGAUUUCAAUGAUAAAGAAUUUGGAAAAAAAUUUUGUGCUCUUGUGGUUAACAUGCCUGUGAAUCGGCGUUUGAAUUACAUUUCAAAAGAACAGUUCAAAUGUACGUUUGGAAAAAUUAGAGGAAUUUCGCAGGAAGCUGUGAGUGAUGGUUUCAUUCAAAAUGCAGGUAUUGCUAAGACGCCGGUGGAAAGGCAUGAAGGAAUUUGUGUUGUAAAUAUCCCAGCAUGAUCACAGUGUGAUUCCAAAAUAUGUUAAUCAAUUUGAACACUAAUUAUGAUUAAAAUACAUUUUCUUGUUGUUUGGUAAUUUAACUCCAGUUUGUACACCUCAACUCUCCUCUUUAAUUCAUGCGGUUGAAAUGUUCAUAUUCUUAUUUGUCCUUUUUACUGCACGUGUUCCACUUUUGUUUCAAAACAUUCCCUUUUUUUUUUUUUCAAACUAAUGUAUUAAGCACCGCCGAUAGGCAUUCUCCUGCACAUAUAACAAUGAACUUAAUAUUAGAAUAAAAUAAAAAUAUCAAGUAUACGUGAUAGGGAGUCAGGGUUAUACCAUCAUAAAUGCUGACUUUUUUUUGCAUCAAUUGACGAAAGGGUUCUGUUUCUUUCCAAAUCCAUAUCUUACCGAAAAAAGCAUUGUUUAAAAAAAAAAAUGUUUGCCCGAAUCCCUACAAAUAGAUGAAAGAUCCCCCCUAUUCAUACCAGACGACCCUUCUGAAAUUGAAAAAUUCUUAGAUCUAAUUGAAAAAACUUGACCUUACCAACUCGAUAUAAAAUCUCACACGACGCGUGUAAUAGUCAGCUGUAAUUACAAACACCCAAAAAAUCCUGUUUUUGAUCAAAAUUGACAAAAUGUCCUAAUUUUUGCAACAUUUUUAAAAAGUGUAAUGCUUUGCCAAAAAUUGCCAAUAAAGGCAUGUUUUUUUCCAAAAUAUUCCAAAAAAGGUCUCAUUUUUGUCCGAAUUGUCAGAAAUUUCCAUUUAUGCAAAAAAGGGGAGUCCGAUAAGACCAUUUUUUGGGCUGAGACAGUUAUCGACUUGACCACUCUCAAAAUAUUGUAAGCAAAAAUGAGCAAUUUUUUUGGCUCCAGGGGUUCCCAAAGUUGCGAGUAAAAAAAUUAUUUUACGAACCACUAAGUAUUAUUUUCAAAAACUUUUCGGCGUAAAACAUCUGGUUGAACUCUAUGAAUGUUAUGCGAAGUGAUUUUCCUGUUUUCGACUCUUGGGGGCAGAAAUGGGGGGGGGGGUUCAUUUUUGGAAAAUUUUGGAACCGCCAUUUUGACCCUACCCCUUUGAACCCCGCUAAAAAAACUUUUUACAGUUUAUAUUGAUAUGUAUCUGUAAGACCUCCACCCUACCAAAUUUUAAGCUCAAUAAAACUUUUUUCCGUUGGUAAUCAGGUAUCCAAUUUUCCAAUUUUUCAUAAUUCCGAUAUUUUUGAGAGCCCCUUGAAAACUAGAAACUUUUGGUUUCCGCCAAGCGUAACGUUUUGAAGUAUGUAUUCAAUUAUCUUUAUCGGGUUCAAACAGAUAUUUUAGUUUUUGAAAGUAAUACGAAGUGGUUCCUAAAAUUCUUUUUUUAUUCAAAACUUUGGGAACCCCUGUAGCCCCAAAAAAUUCUCAUUCUGGGUUAACUAACCACGGAUUCGUAUUUGGGACAUUUAUUAGAACAUUUUAAGAGUGGUCAGGUCGAUAACUGAUGGGUCCAAAAAAUGGCCUUAUCGAGACUUCUCCUCUGUAAAACGUUUCAAGCUUUCUGAAAAAGUCAUGUUUUUGAUGAAAUUUCCUAAAAGCCCCAAUAUUUGCCAAAAUUGACAAAAAGUCUCAUUUUUUUUACCUAAACUGACAUUAAGUCUCGCUGCUUGUUAAAAAAGUCAGAAAGUCUUAGUAUUUUUACCGAAAUUUCUAAAGAAUAGGUUCAUGAUUCUUUUGGUUUACAUUGUCAGAAAAUAAUCCCAAUGUUUGAAAAUUUGUAAAAAAUGUUCAAUAAAUCCUGUUUUUAGUCAAAAUUGACAAGAAGUCCUAAUUUUCGUCAAAUUUUU